AUGCCGAGCAUCCGCCCCACUGAAGGUAGUGAGGAUCGCCUGGUCCAGGCUCUUCUUACCGGUACCCUUUGUGUUGUGAGCGACGGCUCGUACAAAGCUAAAGUGGGCACAGCAUGCGCUCAAAUUCUCACCGAGGAUCGCAGGGACAUCAUCUGGAUCACCUGCCAAACCCCGGGGAAAGUUGAGGAUCAGAGUUCAACACACAGCGAAUUUAUUGGCCUUAUGGCUUCUCUCUUGGUGUUGGAAUGGAUGGUUCAGAUUGCUCAACUGAAACUCUUUGCCAGCCAACCCUCGGUGGGGAUGGCCUGCGACAGUCUUGUUGCCCUGGAUAAGUCCUUCUCAGGAGCCCAGCUGUCCUUGUCUGGCGCGCAGUUUGACUUGGCCUCCACCAUCCGGGCCUUGCUUCGCCACCUUCCUCUCCAAGUUCAUUGGCGUCAUGUCAAGGGUCACCUAGAUAAGCAGCGUCCUUUCUCUCAACUGGACUGGUGGGAGCAGCGCAAUGUUGAAGUCGACUCCAAAGCACAAGCCUACCGCCGCCUGCUGGAGUCUACAGGCAAAUCUGCUGCCUCCAACCCCCGCUUCUUCCAUGAACCUGUGGCUUUAUUCAUUGAUGGCAUCAAGUCGUCCUGA
Messenger RNA from Cylindrotheca closterium, 630 nucleotides. The record is from the annotation of a GenBank genome assembly. NCBI's taxonomy places the organism in Eukaryota, Bacillariophyta, Bacillariophyceae, Bacillariales, Bacillariaceae.